Messenger RNA from Mytilus californianus (California mussel), 570 nucleotides. Its product is annotated as universal stress protein YxiE-like. The record is from RefSeq and is a predicted model, not a curated record. NCBI's taxonomy places the organism in Eukaryota, Metazoa, Mollusca, Bivalvia, Mytilida, Mytilidae. The transcript has 4 exons. The coding region runs from base 78 to 551 and encodes 157 amino acids.
AAUCAAUAUACAACAUUUAUUUUUAGACUGUCACACUCGACCUAUCGUAGUUUUACUUUAUCUGUACUUUCGGUACAAUGGCAGAUGCAUCAAAGGGACCAGGUAACAGGAUUGCUGUUGUGGCUAUGGAUGGAAGUGAAGCAUCAGAAGCGGCACUAGAUUUUUUUGUUAAGAAUGUUUACCAUGAAGGCUUCGAAGUCGUUCUUAUGUACUGUGUUCACCAUAGAGCACAGAACACUUAUGGAUCUGUUUGGAUGCCCGUAGAACCACAUUUGGUUGUGCAUGCAUACCACGAAGAGAGAAAGAAAGGAGAAGAGGUCUGUAAAAAACUGAAAGCCAAACUUGACACGUACAAGAUUGGUGGACAAGUCAUUCAGUUAGACGGCGGUGAUCCAGGCCACACAAUAGUUCAGAAAUCUGAGGAAUUAGGGGCCAGUUUAAUUGUUGUUGGCAGCCGAGGUUUAGGGGCCAUUAGACGUACACUUAUAGGAAGUGUUAGUGAAUAUAUACUCCAUCAUUCAAACAUUCCUGUGUUCAUUUGUAAACAUUAAUUAAAAUAUAUGUUGUGUG